UGCAUGGUUAUAACGGCAAGACGGUGGAAAUUAUUUGAAUAUGAAUAGAAAGCUAUGCAAUACUGCUGGUGUAAUGCUCUAAAUGUAAUCUAAUAGAGAAUAUAGUAAUUUAUCAACCUAUAUUUUCUCCCUUUGUUUUCAUACUGUUCAGAUAAAAAAAACGUGUGUGCGUUACUCAAUAUCCAAGUUUAGGCUACUGUGUAACUGUUAUGGCUACAUUCUGUCAGGUACAUGUAUAUAGCGUCUAGGAACCGUUGUUCAACUGAAACAUUCUGUGAAGUAAUGGGUUCUAAAUUGACCAGGCAAAGAAGUCUGGACCAAAUAGAAGCCACAUUUUCCAACAGGAGACGCCAGCAGCAGGACAGCUCCGGAGAAACUGAGCGGAGUGGUGGCAGAGGAGGUGGGGAAUUCUUGUUUACAUCCCUGAUGCUGAAGUCAGAUAAGCUCCCAGGGAUGCUGCGGAAAACCAAGCACAGCCCCUAUGUGAGACGGGUGGCAUGGAUCCGGGAAAUACAGAAGCUUCUUCGAGAACAGAAACAAGAACAUGCAGUCGAGGUGCUCAAAUUGCUAAGAAAGGACUUGGGACUCCAGGGAACAUCCCUCAAUGAUAUCCUCUAUAAGAACUCAGCCUUUCUCAACCUGGUGGAUCCAAUCUCCCAUGAGCUCUUGCUCAGCCUGGCCAAAGACAUGCAGUGUCCAAAGAGGGAAACAGAUACACUGAAGUCAUCCAACAAGAUCUGCAGACAACUGAUAUUCCACCUGACCCCUCACUCCAAGUGGAUGAGACAAAGUCUUCCCAGGAGGAAGUCGCAGGCCUGUCUUAAAACCACACUGAAGAAGAAACUGACCAACGACGUGGCCAACCUUUCUGGCAUCCCUCUGUCUGGCCGAGACAUCCACCGGGUGGCCUACUACCUCCAGAGUAACGGCAACUCUGUGUCGGCCGUGGACCUCAGCUUCACUGAGCUGCAGGACGAGAGCCUGCGUCUACUGCUGCCCUACCUGGGCUCCAUGCCCAAGCUCACCACCCUGGCCAUCAACGGCAACCGUCUGACGGUGGGCGUGCUGAAGGACCUGACGGAGGUGGUGAAGAACCCCCAGCAGUUCGCCAGCCUGGCAUGGGUGGACUUGGGCAACAACGUGGACAUCUUCACUGUGCCACAGCCCCUCCUAGUGGCCCUGCGCAGACGCUUCGGCCUCCGGAGCAGCCUGCCCACCAUUUACGAGCAUAGCGAGGUGCAGGUCUAUAGUAGUUAUACCUUGGAGACCUCUAUUGAAGAACCCAGCCAGUAUGAGGAGGAGGGAGAGGAGGAGGAGGAGGGAGAGGGAGAAGAGGAGGAGGAUAAGCUGGAGCUAGAGGCAUGGGGAGGUGGGGAGAAGCUUGGGGAGAAGUGUGCAUCCACGGAUGUGGCUCUGAACUACUGUGAGAGGUGAUGAAUCAGAGCCAGCGUUGUAAUUUGACAACCCUUUGUACCCUACUGUCCCCUCACCUUGGCCUGAGCCCUGCCUCCCGUUUCAGCAUGUGUCAUCAUCGCAGGAGAAGCUUGGGGUCACCAAAUUCAUAAACCACUCACGAGGAGAAAACCCUGUUUUGUGUUGUCUCUUUAUAUGUUCCCGAUUGCAGAGAGAGUUCUUGCCAGUUUUGCCAGAAAACGUACAUUUGAGAAAAAACAGACUGUUCUUGUGUUGGUAAAGACAUAGGUAUUCUAGGCACUGCAGUGACAUUUUUACUGUGUCCUCCUGCGUAUGUCAUUCUUUAUGAGCAAAGCAAUCCUACACAACAGGAAUAAGACAGAUUAGAUUUCACCUGACUGUUUUGGCUUUCAAAUGUCAAGUGCUUUUUUCUAAUGAGGUACUUCCAUGUAGCACAUGCAGACUGGAUGACACAGUGGGAGGGUUUGUUUCUAUAAAUAUGCUGCUGUGUUUUAUUGCACAACACACAACAUUUACUAAACGCUGAUUUCAAAACAGAUGGUUUUAAUUAUACAUCCACCAGAUUCACAUUUAUCCCAAAAUAGUUUUUAUCUUCCAAGUAGAGCAGACCCGACUAGGCUGUGAACCUCUGAGUGAGCCUCAACUGGCAGGUUCUGGAUCAGGCUGCCCUUGCCCUGAGCUGGAUGCUGGGGAGAGGACUGUCUGUCUGUCUGUCUGUCUGUCUG
Oncorhynchus masou masou (cherry salmon) is the source of this 2159-nucleotide messenger RNA. RefSeq names its product leucine-rich repeat-containing protein 75B-like. The coding region runs from base 232 to 1434 and encodes 400 amino acids. The record is from RefSeq and is a predicted model, not a curated record. NCBI's taxonomy places the organism in Eukaryota, Metazoa, Chordata, Actinopteri, Salmoniformes, Salmonidae. The transcript is spliced from 4 exons.